Molecule: messenger RNA, 1146 nt
Organism: Lathyrus sativus (Indian pea)
Lineage: Eukaryota; Viridiplantae; Streptophyta; Magnoliopsida; Fabales; Fabaceae
Source: the annotation of a GenBank genome assembly
AUGGCUUCUCUCAUCACCUUCCUUAAGCGAACCUCUUCUUCGUCAUCAUCAUCAUUUGCAGUUGCAUGCCACCAUUCUAUCAUCAUGAGAAGAUUCCUAACAACAACAACAGCAACCAGUGUUGAUUCUUCAUCUUUUGCUCAGAGAAUCAGAGAUUUGCCUAAAGAUCUUCCUGGUACCAAUAUCAAAAAACAUGUUUCUCAGUUAAUUGGGAGGACUCCAUUGGUUUACCUUAACAAAGUUACUGAGGGCUGUGGAGCAUAUAUUGCUGUAAAGCAAGAGAUGAUGCAACCUACUGCAAGCAUCAAAGACAGACCGGCACUUGCUAUGAUGGAAGAUGCUGAGAAAAAGAAUCUGAUAACUCCUGGAAAGACUGUUCUGAUAGAGCCAACAUCGGGCAACAUGGGGAUCAGUUUGGCAUUUAUGGCUGCCAUGAAGGGAUAUAAGAUGGUUUUGACUAUGCCUUCUUACACAAGCUUAGAAAGAAGGGUUUGUAUGAGAGCAUUUGGAGCUGAGUUGGUUCUCACUGAUCCAACUAAAGGAAUGGGUGGAACAGUUAAAAAGGCUUAUGAUCUUUUGGAAUCCACACCAGAUGCUUUCAUGCUGCAGCAAUUUUCCAAUCCAGCCAAUACUCAGGUGCAUUUUGAAACAACAGGUCCUGAGAUAUGGGAGGAUACAAACGGACAAGUGGACAUAUUUGUUAUGGGAAUAGGUAGCGGCGGCACAGUUUCCGGGGUCGGACAAUAUCUUAAAUCCCGAAACCCCAACGUUAAGAUAUAUGGAGUGGAGCCAUCUGAAAGUAACGUGCUCAAUGGUGGCAAACCAGGUCCUCAUCAUAUAACUGGAAAUGGUGUUGGAUUCAAACCAGACAUAUUGGACAUGGAUGUAAUGGAGAAAGUUCUUGAAGUUAGCAGUGAAGAUGCCGUUAACAUGGCUAGGACAUUGGCCGUGAAAGAAGGACUCAUGGUUGGCAUAUCGUCCGGAGCUAACACGGUUGCAGCACUUAGAUUGGCUAGUCUUCCUGAGAAUAAAGGAAAACUCAUUGUGACUGUUCAUCCAAGUUUCGGGGAACGAUACUUGUCAUCCGUCUUGUACCAGGACCUUAGGACAGAAGCUGAAAACAUGCAGCCCGUGUCCGUCGAUUAA